AUGCGUAUCUAUCCUUCUGAUUAUAAAAAAAAUCUUCGUGCGUGGAAGAUACAAGGGAAGAUUUCCAUUGGCACUCAAGGAAAUUCUUCAGAAGGAAAUGUCAACACAAACCAAGACUCUUACAUUUGGGGAAUAGCAAGGGUCUUGCACCAUGAAGACCUUCAUUUGUCUCUGGUGCAAGGUGCCCUCACGAUCAUUGCUAGAGUAGAUGUCGACGAGAUGGAACCUGCAACUUUGCAAACUAGGCUACUGACACAACCACAGAUUGCUAGGAUUGUCACUGAACAGAACCUAGUAACCAGUACGAUAUGCAUGGCUCUCAUUGAUUCCACGAUCCCCAGACUUCGAAAGUUGCCUCGAGAGAUCACCGAUGAAAAUAUUUGGGACAUAAAAAAUACACUGUCACAACUUAGAAAUGAGGGAGUGGAGGUCGCUUGGUUGGAGAGAAGCUUGGAACUAUUCAAACAAAAGAGAGAGUAA
Molecule: messenger RNA, 480 nt
Organism: Arabis nemorensis
Lineage: Eukaryota; Viridiplantae; Streptophyta; Magnoliopsida; Brassicales; Brassicaceae
Source: the annotation of a GenBank genome assembly